This is a messenger RNA of Prunus mume (Japanese apricot), 890 nucleotides long. Its product is annotated as cotton fiber protein. NCBI's taxonomy places the organism in Eukaryota, Viridiplantae, Streptophyta, Magnoliopsida, Rosales, Rosaceae. The record is from RefSeq and is a predicted model, not a curated record.
CGAACACAAGACAUAUUCAUUAUUCAGCACCAGAUACAAAAUCAAAUCAGCUUUUCUCAUUUGUCUUUCUUUCUUCCCACCCACAUUUUUGUAUCAUCAGCUACCUAAUUAAGCACCUUCUUUUUGCACCAAAUCAUCAAGCUACGUACUCGAUUGUUGACGAUCGAUAUAAUGAUGAAGAUGUCCAAGAAAUCUAUUAAUGGUGAUCAUCAUCAUCAUCCUGAUGUGGGUCGUAGAGCAUGGAAGCAGCUGCGUCUGGCAUUGCUUUGGGCAAGAAAAGGCGGUGUCUUCAGACGACGCCUCAUGAUGGAACUGCGGGUCGUCCCCAACUUCCUCAAGAGCCUUACUCAUCAUCAUCAUCAUCGCAAUGAUAAUCAAUAUUACUUCGAGCGUCAGCUGUCCUUCGACAAGACCCCCAUUUUCCCCACCCUCAAAAUGAACCGUCGAACAUCCUCCUCCUCCUUGCGCUUCAUUAAUAUCCCUUGCUUAAACCCACCAUUAGUACUGGAUUUUGAUGAUCAUCAUGAAGUCGACAUGAUCAUUAAUAAUCAUGAUCAAUUAGAUGAUGAUGAUGAUGAUGAGGGAAUGAUAACUGAAGAUAGUACUACUAUUAAUGUGCAUGAAGAAAAGGGAUGUGCAGAUUAUGAGGACGAAUUGGUUGAUAUAAAGGCGGAUGAGUUCAUAGCUAAAUUCUAUCAGCAAAUUAAGCUCCAAAGACAGAUUUCAUACCUACACUACUCCUCUAAUACUACUAUACACUCAGACGCAUGCUUAAUUAAUGUAUAAUACACACACCACACCGUCCAUCCCAAAUCCCAAAUUUCCCUCUUUUCUUUUCCCAUUGUUUCUUGUUUUCAUUGUAUUUUGUAAAAGAGGCAAUAUUAUGGCGG